Gorilla gorilla gorilla (western lowland gorilla) is the source of this 3465-nucleotide messenger RNA. RefSeq names its product NAD kinase (gene NADK). The coding region runs from base 139 to 1794 and encodes 551 amino acids. The record is from RefSeq and is a predicted model, not a curated record. The transcript is spliced from 14 exons. Lineage: Eukaryota; Metazoa; Chordata; Mammalia; Primates; Hominidae. Gene Ontology annotation, molecular function: NAD+ kinase activity. Gene Ontology annotation, biological process: NAD+ metabolic process; NADP+ biosynthetic process.
GUUAGAGUGCAGUGGCACGAUCUCAGCUCACUGCAGCCUCUGCCUCCCAGGUUCAAGGAAUUCUCAUGCCUCACCCUCUCCAGCAGCUGGAAUUACAGGCAUCAGUGUUUUUCUGACCGAAGUUCUCAUUUCCUGACAAUGGAAAUGGAACAAGAAAAAAUGACCAUGAAUAAGGAAUUGAGUCCAGACGCGGCUGCUUACUGCUGCUCGGCCUGCCACGGCGACGAGACCUGGAGUUACAACCACCCCAUCCGGGGCCGGGCCAAGUCUCGCAGCCUGUCUGCCUCGCCCGCCCUGGGGAGCACCAAGGAGUUCAGGAGGACACGCUCUCUUCAUGGGCCAUGCCCGGUGACCACUUUUGGACCAAAGGCCUGUGUGCUGCAGAACCCCCAGACCAUCAUAGCCACUCCUUUGUCACUUGCAUCUCAGCUGCUGCCUUUACCAGCCGUCAGUCACUCGGGCCAGGGCGGGGUCACCGGACAGGUGCAUGUUCUGCCUCAGCCCUCAGACCAGGGCGUACUCGGUGGUCCCCGAGCUGCCCGAGGUCAGACAGCCCCACAGGAGGAAGCGGUGACCCAGGAAGAGGUCGAGGCGCUGGUUUGUGGUCACACAGAGCGGUGGGUGCCUGGGCCGGUGUACGACGCUGCUGCCGGUGGCUCUGGCUGGGCUCAGCUGAGCCUCAGGGCUGGAAUGGGUGCAGGCGGGGCCACUGGGCACAUUCAGGACCCCGCGAGCCAGCGGCUGACGUGGAACAAGUCCCCAAAGAGCGUCCUUGUCAUCAAGAAGAUGAGAGAUGCCAGCCUACUGCAGCCGUUCAAGGAGCUCUGCACGCACCUCAUGGAGGAGAACAACAUGAUCGUGUAUGUGGAAAAGAAAGUGCUAGAAGACCCUGCCAUCGCCAGUGAUGAAAGCUUUGGGGCAGUGAAGAAGAAAUUCUGUACCUUUCGAGAAGAUUAUGAUGACAUUUCCAAUCAGAUAGACUUCAUCAUCUGCCUGGGGGGAGACGGGACGCUGCUGUACGCUUCCUCGCUUUUCCAGGGCAGCGUCCCUCCGGUCAUGGCCUUCCACCUGGGCUCCCUGGGCUUCCUGACCCCAUUCAGCUUUGAGAACUUUCAGUCCCAAGUUACUCAGGUGAUAGAGGGGAACGCAGCUGUUGUUCUCCGGAGUCGGCUGAAGGUCAGGGUGGUGAAGGAGCUCCGGGGGAAGAAGACGGCCGUGCACAACGGGCUGGGUGAGAACGGCUCGCGGGCUGCAGGCCUGGACAUGGAUGUCGGGAAGCAGGCCAUGCAGUACCAGGUCCUGAAUGAGGUGGUGAUUGACAGAGGCCCCUCCUCCUACCUGUCCAACGUCGAUGUCUACCUGGACGGACACCUCAUCACCACGGUGCAGGGCGACGGAGUGAUCGUGUCCACCCCGACGGGCAGCACGGCGUAUGCGGCCGCGGCCGGGGCCUCCAUGAUCCACCCCAACGUGCCGGCCAUCAUGAUCACGCCCAUCUGCCCCCACUCGCUGUCCUUCCGGCCCAUCGUGGUCCCCGCAGGGGUCGAGCUGAAGAUCAUGCUGUCACCUGAAGCAAGGAACACAGCAUGGGUGUCCUUUGAUGGACGGAAGAGACAAGAGAUCCGCCAUGGAGACAGCAUCAGCAUCACUACCUCAUGCUACCCGCUCCCCUCCAUCUGUGUGCGGGACCCCGUGAGCGACUGGUUUGAGAGCCUCGCCCAGUGCCUGCAUUGGAACGUCCGGAAGAAGCAAGCCCACUUCGAGGAGGAGGAGGAGGAGGUGGAGGAGGGCUAGGUCAAGCCCCUAUCUAGGCCCGAAUCCUUCUGCCCUCCAAGCGCCCUCUGGGGACAGACCAAUCUGUGUGUGUCUGUGACCACCUGUCUCAGUGGCACAGCCACUUCCUUUCUGUAGCUGGGUUAGAGCCUGGGUCUGCCUUUUGUCCAGAUCAGCUGUUUUUUUAAAAUGUCUGACUUUUUUUGCAUUUCUAAAGAAGCGUGAGAAAUGGGCUGGGAGUGCUUCUGUCCUGCUGACACCCCAUGGUGGGUCCCCAGAGCGCGGCCUCCAGCUGCAGCAUUUUCCAUGCCAGGAUAUUUUUCCGCACAUCAGUCGGUUAAAAUUCAGAGGAGUCAGAAUGACUCGGCCUGUCCUUCAAUGUUGAAAAUAAAUGUCUCCGCCAAAAACCUUCCUUGAGCUGCGAUGCUUUUCCCCUUGACCUGCACCUCUUCCCCUAAAACUUCUGCAGGGAAGCCCCUGGCGGAGGCGCCGUUGAAAGCAUGGUCUUGCCGGUGGCUGGCAAGGCGGUUUUGUUCUGCUCAGUUUCUGGAGAGGGUUGGAUGCGUCCCCUGCCAUCCAGCCCUCCCCGCUUGAGGCCAGCACUGAGUCUGGGACCCUCAGCGGGAAGGGGGCUGGCAUCGCCAGCGACCCACACAUUCCUCAUGUAGCUUCUGCUCCCAGGAAGGUGGUUUAAAUCCUGUAUAUACUUUUUAGAGACUCUUUUAAACUUUCUGAAGUGCUGAUGUACAUACUUUCUUGUACACACUUUUGUGAAGAUUUCAAGGGGAAGGGAGUCGUCUGCCAUUAAAUGUUUACAUUUAUGUUCUGCAAGACGCUGUCCUCAGGGACCAUUCGGGGACCAUUCUGUUCAGUGCGAUCCUGAUGGUCCGGGAGAUGAGGGUUUCCGGGGCUAGUGAUCGUGAUCCCUUUUAUUUUGCAACUGUAAUGAGAAUUUUUGACACUAACACAGCGAGGGACUCAACACGCUGAUUCUCCUCCUGCCUCUCCCGUGAGUCUCCAGCCUGCCCAGCACCAGCAGCUGUGGAGCAUGUGGAUGCUGUGUACCCCGGCGCCCGCGUCUUCCACGGGCACAGGUGCGUGGAGGCUGUGGUCGGACCCUGGGGUCCUGGUUACUGCUGCCCGGGUGUCUUUUUUUUUGAGUAACUGCUCUCUGAGUUUUGCACACGAAGUUGCCCUCAUCUGCUGGAGAUUGAUAAGGAAGGCACAAGACGUUCUCCUCUGCCCGUGAGGAGCUUCCCGCAGCCGCCUGGCCCAGCCUGGGCACGUUCUCCGAGGCAUGUGUCUCCCUGCUCACCCUCGUCUGGGCACCUCAGCAUCUGCGGACUUGAGCGUCCAAAAACCCUGAGUGUGAUUCUGGGCAGCGGGCCUGGCUUGAAGUCCGCCAUGACCCUGGGCACAGGGGAAGCCCAGCCGUGGGCUUAGGAGAGAGGGACCAGCGCCCAGCGUUAGGGCUGCAAGACAGCAGUGUUGAGAAUUCCAGCCGCUCGUCUGAACACAAAAGGUGUGAACUGAGCUGUAAAGCAGCGUGAGACGGGAAUGGUCUAGAAAACUUUGGAUUUUUGAAGUAAAUUUUAAUGUUUCAUAUUAAUUUCUUGAAAAUUGAUUAAAUGUCACUGAAAGCCUUAUUACGCUUUUCAGAUCCUUUCAAUAAACAAGACUUGUAGAAAAUAA